AGAGAGGGAGCUGAUCUAGAGAGAAGGGGAAGAUUGUGUGAUAGUAGUAUAAGAGAAAGGGUGGUGGGGGUAAAGGGAAUCCCCACAGCCUCGCUAGUAGAUCUAUACACAACCGAUAUUCCAAUAUACCAUUCAAAAUUCCAAGCCAGAUAUCCUUUCUGAUACUAAAUUCCACCAUUCUUCCUCUCCUUGCUUAGUUAUCAACGUGAAUUACCAAUUAAUUACUCCACUCAAUCAAUCACUCAGAGAGAAAGUGAGUUUUGAAUUUGUAUGCAAUGCUGGAAUUGAGAGCGGGGAGGAGGUGCUACUCCGAGGCGGUGGAGGGAGUGAAUGUGGGAUUGGCUUUUGUUGAUGCCGUCAUUGGAUUUGUAGCUCUUUAUAAGUUAAUUAGAAUUCAUUCAAGGAAUACACAGCUUGGAUGGACUCGCCAAAAGGUCAUUCAUCUACUGAUUGGGUCGUCCAAUCUCGGUUAUUUCCUUUAUUUUGUAUUAAAUCUGGUUGCUGCUUGUAAGGGUUGGAUUUGCUGGUCGUAUUCCUGUGGUUUUGUUGUCAUGGCCUUCCCCAAAAUUCUGUUUAUUGCAGCAUUCCUCCUGCUUUUGUCAUUUUGGGUAGACCUCUGUCAUCACCCAAACGAUGAAGAGGAAGAUGAAGAUUGUAAUCCCCACGAACCUCUGCUUGAGAAGAUGAACAAAACUAGUCCACAGACUAAUGGAAACCGAAGGUGCUGCACCUUCAGGUUACCUCAUAUUGGAAGCCGUCAAAAGAUUGUGAUUGUCGUAACAGUUUUAGUUUUUGCAAUAAUGAUUGCAUCAUCAGUGCUGAUAUGGAUUGGGAUGGAUAGCAGUCCUAUCGAGUCCGCAGUUGUUGCUCAGGUAUAUGUAGAUCUUAUUGCUGUAAUUGUCCUUUUACUUGGAGGAGCCUUGGCAUGCUAUGGAGUUGUACUAUUCUUGAAAAUGAAAAAAGUGAGAUCUGAGCGGGCUUCGUCUGAAAUGUGGAAGGUUGCCGGUUUGGCUGUUGUCUCCGUUAUUUGUUUUACAUCAAGUGCUUCGGUGGCAAUUGGUACUCAAAUACCUCUGUUUUAUGACUGGGAUGAUCGGCAUAUGGAUGGUAUCCGUACUUCAUUUCUUCUUAUUUUGUAUUACUUCAUAGGUUCAUCAGUGCCUUCAGCAGUUAUUUUAUUUCUAAUGAGAGAAUUGCCACCUCCCCUCGUCAGUAACACUAGGCGUGAAGAAUCAACAACGAUAACAUUCAUGCAUGACUGCUCAGCGACAGCAGCUCAACGACCGAGCUGGACUAGAGCAACUCAGAAUCAGGUAUCGAGGGCAAGCCCCAUAUGAUGUGACAUGUUGGACCCCGGCUCGUGUUCAAAGAACUGCGUAUGAAACUAUGCAUGAAGACCAAGAAAAAGAAAAGAUUUAGAAGGCUCAGUGAGGCGCACAGCCGCAAGGCUGCCUUGUGUGAGCCCUUUUAGUGUGAUAGCUUUGUCUCUCUUGUACAUAGCAAUGCUAUUCUCAUACUUAAAUUAUGGUUAAUGCAUGAAACUGUUUUAUUA
Messenger RNA from Salvia hispanica, 1552 nucleotides. NCBI's taxonomy places the organism in Eukaryota, Viridiplantae, Streptophyta, Magnoliopsida, Lamiales, Lamiaceae. The record is from RefSeq and is a predicted model, not a curated record.